Molecule: messenger RNA, 889 nt
Organism: Saccoglossus kowalevskii
Lineage: Eukaryota; Metazoa; Hemichordata; Enteropneusta; Harrimaniidae
Biological process (GO): mitochondrial proton-transporting ATP synthase complex assembly
Cellular component (GO): mitochondrial membrane
Source: RefSeq, a predicted model, not a curated record
UUUAUAUAAUAAAAAUGGCGGCGACCAUUGAAGGAGCGUGGUGAAAGUUUCUUUGCAAAAUUACUAAUUUUGUCGUAGAUAUUUACCUUUCAACUAAUUAGGAUUGAAGAGAGUAAUGUCGCGUUUGUUGUUUCAACAAUCGCGACGUCUAUGGUGCGCGUCGCCGAUAACAUCUAGAGGAGGCGUGGUUACGGUCAGUGGCCAAGUUUUGGUAUUCCAACCAAGUCACCUGGUACCGUUUUCCACACGUAGUUGUAAACUGACAAAAAAGGAAGCUCCUCAAAAUACAAAGAUCCCAAAAUCCUCAGCAUCGAUCAACUCGUAUUAUGAGAAUCCAUUGCGAAUGAUCAAAGAUAUGAGAAACAUUGAUGGACCUUCGGUGGAUAAAAAUAAAGACAUUCUAGUAUAUGAUGCUCGGCGUGAUAUAUCAAAAUACAUCUGGAUAGCAUCCGGAGUGUUUUAUUCAGUCGCAGCCAUAGCAACAGCUGUCCUACCGUACAACAUUAAUAUGUUACUAUCCCCUGAAAUUAUAGAUUUAUCUUUGAAUCUAAACAAUAAUUUAUUGGUUACUGUCUUCGUCAAUCUAUUCCUGAUAUUCCAGCCUGUUAUACUAAGGUUUCUCACCAAGAGACAUGUAUUUCAUAUAUACUACAACGAACAGAAGAAUAUGUUUACAAUUCAUGCACAGUCGCCAUUUUUAACUACAAGGAAAGUGACUGUGAAACCUGGCGCAAUACAAAUAGCAAAUGAAGUGACAAGAAACGUAGUCACCAAGGCUAUAACAUCAUUUUACGUUAAUAGGAAGCCCUAUCAGAUUUAUGUGGAAUAUUUUAAGAUUCCCUAUUAUUAUAAUCUCCUGUAUGGGUAUGAACAACAGAGAGAGUUAUAA